Alternaria postmessia is the source of this 165-nucleotide messenger RNA. RefSeq lists its product as uncharacterized. The transcript is spliced from 2 exons. Gene Ontology annotation, biological process: proton motive force-driven ATP synthesis. Bases 1 to 165 code for a protein of 54 amino acids. The record is from RefSeq and is a predicted model, not a curated record. NCBI's taxonomy places the organism in Eukaryota, Fungi, Ascomycota, Dothideomycetes, Pleosporales, Pleosporaceae.
AUGGCCACCCUCGGUAUCACAUUCACCGGUGCUGCGCUCUCCAUGGGCGGUAAGAAGGCUGAGGACCCCACCACUCCCCCGAUCAAUGCAAAGAGCAGCGAGGAGGAGAGCUUCGUAAAGGAGUACGUCAAGAAGGCCGCCGACAAGGUCCAAGGAAAGCAAUAA